UCUUGAUCACAUCGGCACAUAAUGAUGACAACAUUAAUGUUAACCGUACUGGACGGAUGUAGCUUGAGAAUUGGUCAAUUUUACAUAAAAAUAAUCAAAGACCACAUCCUUAGUUACUUGAUCAACUAGGUUGAUACUAAAUAUGACAAGGACAGAUAAUUGUAUAAUCUCAUUGCCAUUGUUACAUAGAGAAUAAUUAGUCACUUGAGGAAUGUACACAGUUUUGAAACUGAUAAUACUGAAGGAAAAUUAGUUACAAUCUGAGAUGGAAGACUUGUACCAUGUCAGUUUCAGUACAGUUGAUGACAAUUCUAGUUCAUCCAGCGAUAUUUUCUGGGAGGGAUUGAAUGAUGUGAAAAAGGUUCAAUUUUCUGGAGCAGAAGAUCAAGGAGAGAACGGGGGAAUUGACUCACUUUACUCUGAUUUUGGGUUCUUCCAAUAUGAUCCAUCAGAAGAAGGAUAUCUUGUAUCCACUAAUCAACAAAAGUAUCAGCAGCUACCAUCAUACCAUCAUUACCAUGAUUAUGGACAAUUGGAUAACCUUCAAUUUGACAUGGUCUCUCCACCACUCCAAUUUGAUGCACAAUUUCCGACCAUGGCUCCACUCUGUGACUCAACAAAGGACAAGCCUUACUCAUCAGCCCCCUUAGCCUCACUUGAGAUCUUGAAAAACUAUGGCAAGGGCUUCAAGAGGUUGUGCAAUGAAGGCCAAACCCUUCAGGCAGUUGAUGAUUUGGCUAUGGCCACAAAUGAUGUUAUUUGGAGAAAGCUCUCAACAGAAGACAUCAUGAGGAUAGCAGGAACAAGGUUCAUCCAAUCAUCAUCUUCAGACUCAGAGCCUUUGCCUUUCUUGGAAAAUCACCCUUUUGCUGCUUCUUUCUCUGGAUUAUCUGAUGAAGAGAAAGAGGAUGUGGCACUUGCUGAGUCCCUUUUGGCUUCUGCUGAGAAAGUUGGCUAUCAACAGUUUGAACGUGCAAACAAAUUGCUGAAUCAUUGUGAGUCAUUAUCUUGCAAAACUGGGAGCCCCGCUAAGCGAAUUGUUCAUUAUUUUGCUGAAGCACUUCGCCACAGGAUAGAUAGAGAAACAGGAAGAGUUUCAUCCAAGGAUUUGCAAAAGGGUCAGUCAUUUGAUCCUGAAAAGGCGGCCAGGGAACUAAACCCCACUAUUGUGGCAUUCUAUGAGUGGCUUCCCUUUUGUCAAAUUGCACUCUUCACUGCAGUGCAAGCUAUAAUAGAAGAUGUAGCUGAAGCAAAGAAGAUUCACGUUAUAGAUCUUGAAAUUAGAAAAGGGGGGCACUGGACUAUUCUAAUGCAAGCACUUGCGUCAAGACAAUGUCCAAUUGAGCUUCUAAAGAUAACCGCUAUUGAAACUGGAACCACUAGCCACAUAGUUGAGGACACUGGUAAGAGACUAAAGGAGUUUGCUCAAGGUUUGAACAUACCCUUCUCUUUCAACAUAGUUAUGGUAUCAGACUUGUUACAGCUAAGAGAAGAUCAUUUUGAGAUUGAUCCUGAGGAAGCACUUGCUGUUUAUUCUAACUAUGCACUUAGAUCAAGAAUUCAGGAUUCAGAACAGCUUGAAACCAUUAUGAGAGUAAUUAGAGCCUUUAGUCCUAAUGUAAUGGUGGUGACUGAAAUUGAGGCGAACCACAACUCUACAUCUUUUGUAAACCGUUUCAUUGAAGCCCUUUUCUACUUCAGUGCAUUCUUUGAUUGUCUUGAGGCUUGCAUGAAAGAGGAUGAGAACAGAACUAUUAUAGAAUCAUUAUACUUCAGUUAUGGAAUCAGGAACAUUGUGGCUGCAGAAGGUGCUGAAAGAAAGACUCGGAAUGUGAAGAUUGAUGUGUGGAGGGCCUUCUUCUCACGCUUUGGAAUGGUGGAGAAAGAAUUGAGCACGUUGUCUUUAUACCAAGCAGAAUUGGUGGCUAAAAGAUUUCCUUGUGGAAGUUUCUGCACAUUUGAUAAGAAUGGUCUUUCCCUUCUUGUUGGGUGGAAAGGAACACCAAUUAACUCUGUUUCUGUAUGGAAAUUCCUUUGAAGGCAAGUGCAAUUAAGGAUUUUUUGUUUCGUGUUGUUCCUUAUCAAUGUGUUUAUCAUUACAUUAGCAAUUCUCAUCACUUGUUACCAUCCCCGUUUGGUUAAUGCUGUUCACUUGUGUUUACUAUCAAGUAUAAAAGAACUUUGUGAUUGUGGGGAUAUUUUGCUAUAUUCAUAAUAAA
Messenger RNA from Cajanus cajan (pigeon pea), 2219 nucleotides. Its product is annotated as DELLA protein RGL1. The record is from RefSeq and is a predicted model, not a curated record. Lineage: Eukaryota; Viridiplantae; Streptophyta; Magnoliopsida; Fabales; Fabaceae.